GUGCGUCGCUGGACAACACGCGCUAGGAGCACCGCCCUCACGUGCGCGUGGCACGGACCGACGGGGCGGUGCGGGUGCGUACGCGCACUCACGAGGUGUGGGUGCCGCGCGCUCAGGCGGUGACGGUGCCGCGCCGGAGAUGGGGAUUGGCGAGCGGGGCUGCGCGCCGGAGCCGAGAGACGGGGAGUGAAGGGGAGUCGGAGCGGCAGGGCCAGGGCCAGGGAGGAGGAGGAGGCCUUUAAACAGGCUGAAACCGUUGCUGCUUCUGGGUGCAAGUAUCUCCUUGGGCUAACAUUGCAGCCUGUGACAUGGCCACAGCCUGUUCAAGUAACAAUCAAAAUGGAAGAUCACAGUUGCAUGUAACUGUUGCUUCUGCAAAAUUAAAAAGAAGAAAGAAUUGGUUUGGAACUGCAAUCUAUGUGGAAUUAUCAGCAGACGGAGAACUAAAGAAAUCUGCAAAGUCACAUAGUUCUUCCAAUCCAAAAUGGGAUGAGCACUUAACAAUGAAUGUAACACCAUACACCAAAUUGGACUUUAAAAUCUGGAGUCAUCAUACGUUAAAAUCCGAUGCUCUACUAGGGAAAGCCACUUUAGACAUCAACCAAGCUUUGGAAUCGCACAACAGAAAAUUGGAGAAUGUUAAAGAAGUAUUGAAGUUAACAUUAGAAAACAAGAAUGGGACAGUGCAAACUGGGGAUUUGACUGUUUUCCUUGAUGGUAUGACAGUGGAUCAGGAAUCUGUACCCAAUGGCACUGCAUCAGCACCCAAAGUUCAGCAGAAUGGAGAUGCCAUCCAUGUAAAUGGAGAUGAAACCUCCUCAAGGGCUAGAACAAGAUCUAACACAGAAACCUCCAACUGUGCAGAUAGUCCAUCAACAAGUUCUUCACGGCAGUCUGCUGCUAGUUCUCCGAUUGUGAAUGGAGAGAGUAAUCGUUCUCCGUGUCCUUUAGCUGCCAGGCCUAAAAGUGCAACAGCGCCAAAAAGCUUCACCACUGAAGGCUCCAGCAAUACUGUAAAUGGAGAACCAGCACCAACACCAGCAGCCCCUCCAACACCUCCAUUGACAUCAUUAACUACUUCACCAACAGUAACUGUGACUGUGACAUCUAAUAGUGGAGUUCUCACAGAAUCUACAGAAAACUCCAUCACCAUGGUUUGCACUACUACUAGUACCACUACUACUGGUACAACUUCACCUUCAAUGUCUGCAGCAAGUUCAGCAGAGACAACUACACCUGCUGCAGGGAUUAGCACAACAUCCACAACCACCACAUCUAGCAGUGUAACAGCUAAUGCUCCUACAGCAGCCACAACAAUGGAGUCCACCACCAGAACCAAUACAGAGACAGACAGUGGUAAACCUAGACAUUCAUCUUCAAAUGCAUCUGCUGGGCCUGUAAGACAGCAACCGAACAGCAUUAGCACAGAGCCUUUGCCAGCUGGAUGGGAGCAGAGGAAGGAUCCUCAUGGGAGAACAUAUUAUGUUGAUCACAACACAAGGACUACAACAUGGGAAAGACCACAGCCCUUGCCGCCAGGUUGGGAAAGACGGGUGGAUGAUCGAGGCAGGGUGUACUAUGUAGAUCAUAACACCAGGACAACGACAUGGCAACGGCCAACAAUGGAAUCAGUCAGGAACUUUGAACAAUGGCAAUCUCAAAGGAAUCAGUUACAGGGAGCUAUGCAGCAAUUCAACCAACGAUACCUCUAUUCGGCAUCAAUGUUAUCGGCAGAAAAUGAUCCUCUUGGCCCUUUACCACCUGGCUGGGAAAGGAGAGUGGAUGCAAAUGAUAGAGUUUACUUUGUGAAUCAUAAUACAAAAACCACUCAGUGGGAGGAUCCAAGGACACAGGGUUUACAGAAUGAAGAUCCCCUUCCAGAAGGCUGGGAAAUUAGAUACACAAGGGAAGGUGUCCGUUAUUUUGUUGAUCACAACACUCGAACAACUACCUUUCAAGAUCCUCGUACAGGCAAAUCAUCAGUUGCAAAGGGCCCACAGAUUGCAUAUGAGCGUAGUUUUCGGUGGAAGUUGGCACAUUUCCGGUAUUUAUGUCAGUCUAAUGCAUUACCCAGUCAUGUAAAGAUCACUGUAUCUAGGCAGACUUUAUUUGAAGACUCCUUUCAACAAAUCAUGGCCUUAAAACCGUAUGACCUUCGAAGACGAUUAUAUGUAAUAUUUAGGGGAGAGGAGGGACUGGAUUACGGUGGAUUGGCCAGAGAAUGGUUUUUUCUACUAUCCCAUGAGGUGUUAAAUCCAAUGUAUUGUCUUUUUGAGUACGCUGGCAAGAGCAACUAUUGUUUGCAGAUAAAUCCAGCAUCCACGAUAAAUCCAGAUCACCUAUCAUAUUUUUGUUUCAUUGGAAGAUUUAUUGCAAUGGCUCUUUUCCAUGGAAAAUUUAUUGACACUGGAUUCUCGUUACCAUUCUACAAGCGUAUGCUGAACAAGAAGCUCACAAUUAAGGAUUUAGAAUCUAUUGACCCUGAAUUUUACAAUUCCCUUAUUUGGAUUAGGGACAACAAUAUUGAAGAAUGUGGUCUAGAAAUGUAUUUUGCUGUUGACAUGGAAAUUUUAGGAAAAGUUACCUCUCAUGAACUGAAACAAGGAGGGUCAAACAUCUUAGUGACAGAGGAAAAUAAGGAAGAAUACAUUGGACUCAUGGCAGAAUGGCGAUUUUCACGUGGAGUGGAAGAUCAAACCAGAGCUUUUUUAGAUGGCUUCAAUGAGGUAGUACCUCUACAGUGGCUGCAGUACUUUGAUGAAAAAGAGCUUGAGGUUAUGCUUUGUGGCAUGCAGGAAGUAGAUCUUACUGAUUGGCAGAGGAAUACAGUCUACCGCCAUUAUACCAGAAAUAGCAAACAAAUCAUUUGGUUCUGGCAGUUUGUGAAAGAGAUGGAUAAUGAGGUGCGUUUACGAUUGAUGCAGUUUGUCACAGGUACCUGUCGUUUACCACUUGGAGGAUUUGCUGAGCUUCUGGGGAGUAACGGCCCUCAAAAGUUUUGCAUCGAAAAGGUUGGUAAAGAAACCUGGCUACCCAGAAGUCAUACUUGCUUUAAUCGCUUGGAUUUACCGCCUUACAAAAGCUAUGAACAGUUGAAAGAGAAACUGCUUUUUGCAAUCGAAGAAACUGAAGGAUUUGGGCAGGAAUAGAAGCAGCACAUGUUCUUGAUGACAUCAAGUAACUCUUUCCUGUCCAACAGUCUACAGUUGCACAGAUGCCUACUUUGUAUAUAAGCUAUUUGCCUAGAGAUGUAAUUCACUUCUGGAAUCCUAUAGAAUCCAAACCUGCUUUCCUUCCUGAAUCAUUAUGCAAAUUUGUCUUGAACCAUACAUCAUAUUUUACAUACCUGUGUUUUCCCUUAAAAUGAGCGUUUUGGAGAAAACAGUUUAGCUGCUUUCUGAAACAUGAUUUUUUUUACAAAAAAACAGGAACAGCUAGAAUAUCAAUGGCUCUAGUUUUAUAGAGCUUACUUGAAAUCUGGUAGGUGUGCUAUUAGGCUCCCUUAGUGUAAGUUGCAUCUUCCAGAAGAAAACACAUGCCCUAUAAAUCAGUUUCCACUGAUGUAACAAAUCUGUCAGGGUUAUUUCUCGCAUGGCUUUCACAAAAGUAUUUAAGGCUUAUGCCAAACACUGUCAAAUAUCUAGAAUUAAUGCUGCUGGCUUGUUGAGAUCAUAGAAUGUGUAAAUGCUGACAUGAGGUUUUCUUUUACUUUCUUGUGUUAUUGCUUGUUUAUGUAUGUCUCGUGUAUAGCAGACUGAAAAAAGAAAGUAAGUGUACUGGGUAGUAGCCCAUAAUACUAAUGUAAUUUUAUAAACAGAAGCUAAUGUGGACAAUUUAAGUAAUUAUGCAAAAUAUUACCUCUGCUGCUUUUCUGUUCAGCCUUUUAGAGUUACAUUUAAUCAAUCAGGAAUAAAAAAAAUCAAUUAAGUUUUGCACAUUGUAAGGAAUGUUGUGUAAUUAGUUUCCUCAUUGCAAUGUUAUACAUGCUGUGUUUUUUUAAAGGCUAUUGUGUAAAAUACAUUCUAUUCAUAGGUUUGAUUUUUUUCUUUCAAAAUACUUUCUCAUAGGCCUUCAUUCUUGCUAGAAAUAUCAUGAUUUAUUUUUUCUUAAAUGCAGAAGUUUCAGAACAUGUAAUAAAAUGAUUUUAAAAUA
This is a messenger RNA of Hemiscyllium ocellatum (epaulette shark), 4152 nucleotides long. RefSeq names its product NEDD4-like E3 ubiquitin-protein ligase WWP1. The transcript is spliced from 25 exons. Lineage: Eukaryota; Metazoa; Chordata; Chondrichthyes; Orectolobiformes; Hemiscylliidae. Gene Ontology annotation, molecular function: ubiquitin protein ligase activity; protein binding. The coding region runs from base 309 to 3149 and encodes 946 amino acids. Gene Ontology annotation, biological process: ubiquitin-dependent protein catabolic process. The record is from RefSeq and is a predicted model, not a curated record.